GUUUUGUAAGUCAUUUACGACGUGGUCGCAGUCAUAGGUACUCUGUCAACGUCAGCUCGUCUACUUUUAUCAGUUGCUUGGAAGUUUAAUUUGUUUUGUUUGCUGUAUUUAAAUUUUGAUAAAAUUUAAACUUAUAUACCUUCCCUGAAGUGUGUAUCAUGAAUACUUUUUGUUUGGAUAGGAAGAAGCCACGGAUGCUGAAACCCAUACAAUCAGUGGGGGCAGACUUGGACCAUUUGGAAGCAGAGCGGAGCAUUCUUUCUGACCCUCAGGACAACAGAAAAAGGCGUACCAUCCUCUUACAUAAAAAAAAUGAAUCCUGGGGGUUCACUAUACAGACAUAUGGCUUUAAAAACAAGAAAACGGGGGAGAUAGAAGUUUACACUUACGUAGAUUAUGUUGCAUUAAAUGGACCAGCAAACAUAGCCGGCAUGAGGAGAGGGGACAUAAUUCUGUCCGUUAAUGGAAGGAGUGUAGAAUUUGCCACUCAUCAGGAGUUAGUGUCUGUUAUUCAGUCAUGUGGAGACCAGGCAAGAUUGGUGGUGUUAUUUGUGGAUUGUUGUAAAAAAGUUGAACUCCAUGAUAGACUCAUAAAAUUAAAGAGAUUGCUCAACUUGAAGAUAAAAGAACUGAGGGAUGUAGAAAUGAAAGAGAGAGAACUCUUGGAUGAAUUUUGCUUCACUCGAGGCCUUGACAGAUUCGACUAUUGCAGACAGAGCAUUCUCAGUACCCAGUCAAACGAGUCCAGCUUGGACAGGAUCAGCAUACUGACAGCCAACAGCAACCUCCAUAACAUUCCAAACACAGUCACCCUCCAUCUGAAUGCAUCCAGCUCCUUUUCAAACACAUCUAAGAGUUCUAGUGAUGAGCUUAGUGACUGUGCAUACGAUGUUGAUAGCUUUGCUGAUGUGAAUUAUGCAGAUGAUUCUGACGGAGACUCUGGGUAUUCUAAUGAAGAUUUCCCAGGCAUACAGAGAAGAAACACUGUCAUUGAACGAAGAAAUUCGGGAGAGGAUGUUAGAAACAGACGAGAGACAUUGGUGGCUGUUGAGUGCGAGUGUGAAGGUGACAGGAUAUGUCGACUUUGUGAAAUAAGGCAACAAUCUGAAUCCAUGGACAUGCCCUUGUCUGAGGGUUCAGAAGACGCCACACCUGUGAUGGACUCUGAUAGUAGUUUAGUUCAUACCCCUAACCCUGAGUCUAAUCCAGAUUGUAUCCCUGGAUCUGAGAAACCAGAGCAGGUUUCAUGUGAACUCAAUGACUGUGCAGAUUUGGUUCAGUCCAAUCCAGAUGACAGUUCACCUGCUGGUCAGGUAAUAUCUUACCAGGACUCAUCAGAGACGGAGCCAGAUACAGCCAUGAAGGAUGACUGGGAUUUCCCUUUCUGGACAGAGGGAGCAAUCUGCAUCAAUCUAGAUGAUGAGGAUACCAAACUUUGAUAUUUAGCAUGAAUUGUAUCAAUGUUGGAUGUUAAUAUCAAAUUGCUGUUUUGGAUAAUAUUUAUGUGCUAAAUGGAUUAUUAUAUUGCUGCCGCCACUUCACCACCACCACCCCUAUUCCACCACCCCUACCCCAUAUUCCUUUUCACUCUCGCCACCACCCCAUCCCCCUUCACACUUACCACCACCCCCACCCCAACUCCAUUCCUUUUCUAGUGGAAGUCAAUAGAUGCAGUUUAAGAUUUACAACUUUAUUCCCAGUCUUAAUGAAUUAAGACCAGAUUGUUGAUGUUAUUAUCUGUUAUAUGUCACCUUAUAUGUUUUAUUCUAUACCAUAUCAUGUCCCACCCCAUGAAUGUUUUAAUAUUGUUGAUCUAAGACCAAGAUUUUUUAUUGUUUGUGUAUGUGUAACAUUGUGUCCAAAAGUUAUUUUAUGUGAUUUUAUUUUGUUUUCUAAAUAUAAAACUCAUAUUCAAAUAUCAUAAUGUAUAUACAUGUACCUGCUUAUAAGUCAGAUUUUGGGGAAGUUAAAUUUUGGUCACAAUCUUCUUUAUGUAUAAAUCCUACUACUGCCAAGGAAAUUUUUCUCGCUUAUCACACGUGAAUGAUAAUAAAUUCUUAAAAUGUAUGACAAGAAAUAUAUCUGAUUCAGUUUUUAAAAAAAAAAUUAAUGUCAUGAAAAAUAGAUUAGAUUAGAGGUAAAAUAUGACAGAAUCUUGAUCUGAAAUUGACAGUUGAUUCUGGGGAGAAUUUUAUCGACUUACAUGCAGAUCUAGGUAGAUGUCAGAAUACAACUGAGUUAUGAGCAAACAACAUUAUGUGUGAGUAUGUUUACAUGUGUUGUAUUGUUAGACUUCCUGAUUAUUGAAGGGUGUUCUCUUAGACGUGUAGUCAUUAGGAUGUGUGUAUACAUGUAUUUCCUUGUAGUGCUGGUCACUACUACAAAAUAGCAUUUAUUGCAUUUGACGAUUUCUUUUUUAGUAUAGAUGAAGUGUGAUUGUGCCAAAUCUUUGCUUUGUUAUUCAGUAAAUUUAGAAAUUCUAGAAUAUUGUUGCAUAGCAAAAUAAUGAGUAACAAGGAAUAAUACUAUAUAGUAAAACUUGAUUUACAUUCAGGUACAGAGGAGAUUUGCUUACUUGUGCCAAAGGCUUAAUAAAUAGUCUGUUAAUAAUCCAUUUUUUCUGAUAUAUUGCUGUAAAAGAAUUGUGCUUAUUCAUAUCGCUCACAGGCAAUUAUAUCGCUUGGUUUCGAAUUUACUAUUAAAGAGUACUCUUCAAUAGUGAAUUCGAACCCAAAGGAUAUAAUUGCCUGGGAUUUCAGUUAUAAAAAUAUGUUAGCUUUUAAUAUUUCCAUGCACAUAUACUGUUUCAAGAAAUACUCCACAGGGAACACAAAUACAAUUAAGUGUUAUCUAAGGAAAAAGGAUUAUAUAUGAUGAAGACUUAAUGAGGUCCCCUGAAAUUACUUAAUUAUCUAAAGCAAAGUUUACUUUAUUUGAUCAAGAGUGCAUAUGCUAAAUUUUCAGAGAGAGGUAUUUUAUUAUUAGAAUUGUUGGUUCUUUAAAAAAAAAAAGACAAUAUUUUAUAUAAUGUACAUUUUCCAGAUUUCCUAAAAUUUGAUGAGUAAGAGCUACAUUGUAUGUUUUGGGUAAAAAACAAAAAAGUGCAGCAAAUGAGAAAAUGUUUUGUUUCUGACUGCAAAAAUGGGUUGAAAUUGUUUGUAAAUUUUAUUUUGAUUUUGUCAAACAAGAAUUGAGGCUUUAGAAGGUGUGUUCGAAAUUUCAACAAUUUUAAAUGAAUUAUCACAAUUUUGAGGCACCAGAUUAAGCUUACAUUGCAUCUUUUUCUUAAUUUUGCUAACCUAUUGUAAAACAGUAUUUUGAUUUGCUUUAUAUACACCAUGGAUUUUGAUUAUUUUAAAUAGAUUUGGAUUAAAAGCAGCAAAAGUCUGCAUGCCUGCUUCUAGAAUUUUUAAUUGAUUGUGGAAAAUUGAAAAUUUUGCUUAAUACUGCUUUUAUAUGUUAGAAAAAAAAACUGUAAACACCAGUGUGAGUAGAUGGUGAAUAAUGUAGUGAUGGUUAUAGAAUUUCCCUCAGCUUCACAUUAUCUCCCCUUAACACAUUUAAUUGGCUCAUAAUUGUACUAAGAAACAAAUUUAUUUAAAAUCCAAAGCAAAGAUGGAAAUGGACAAUGAUUUUGAUGGUGCUAACCAUGUGUUUCUCUUACUGUCAAUUAUUUAGUAUUUACCUGUUCUAUGUUGUUAGCAGAAAUUUGGAUGUGUUGUUGUAAUUGUUGAUGUUUUAUCAUGAUAUCAGUAGUGUUGUUAACAGUGAGAUUCAUGUCAAUACAGAAAUAGUGUUGUUAACAGUGAGAUUCAUGUCAAUACAGAAAUAGUGUUGUUAACAGUGAGAUUCAUGUCAAUACAGAAAUAGUGUUGUUAACAGUGAGAUUCACAUUGAUACAGAAAUAGUGUUGUUAACAGUGAGAUUCACAUUGAUACAGAAAUAGUGUUGUUAACAGUGAGAUUCAUGUCAAUACAGAAAUAGUGUUGUUAACAGUGAGAUUCAUGUCAAUACAGAAAUAGUGUUGUUAACAGUGAGAUUCACAUUGAUACAGAAAUAGUGUUGUUAACAGUGAGAUUCACAUUGAUACAGAAAUAGUGUUGUUAACAGUGAGAUUCAUGUCAAUACAGAAAUAGUGUUGUUAACAGUGAGAUUCACAUUGAUACAGAAAUAGUGUUGUUAACAGUGAGAUUCACAUUGAUACAGAAAUAGUGUUGUUAACAGUGAGAUUCAUGUCAAUACAGAAAUAGUGUUGUUAACAGUGAGAUUCACAUUGAUACAGAAAUAGUGUUGUUAACAGUGAGAUUCAUGUCAAUACAGAAAUAGUGUUGUUAACAGUGAGAUUCACAUUGAUACAGAAAUAGUGUUGUUAACAGUGAGAUUCAUGUCAAUACAGAAAUAGUGUUGUUAACAGUGAGAUUCACAUUGAUACAGAAAUAGUGUUGUUAACAGUGAGAUUCAUGUCAAUACAGAAAUAGUGUUGUUAACAGUGAGAUUCAUGUCAAUACAGAAAUAGUGUUGUUAACAGUGAGAUUCACAUUGAUACAGAAAUAGUGUUGUUAACAGUGAGAUUCAUGUCAAUACAGAAAUAGUGUUGUUAACAGUGAGAUUCAUGUCACUACAGAAAUAGUGUUGUUAACCGUGAGAUUCAUGUCAAUACAGAAAUAGUGUUGUUAACAUUGAGAUUCAUGUCAAUACAGAAAGUGUUGUUAACAGUGAGAUUCACAUUGAUACAGAAAUAGUGUUGUUAACAGUGAGAUUCAUGUCAAUACAGAAAUAGUGUUGUUAACAGUGAGAUUCAUGUCAAUACAGAAAUAGUGUUGUUAACAGUGAGAUUCAUGUCAAUACAGAAAUAGUGUUGUUAACAGUGAGAUUCACAUUGAUACAGAAAUAGUUUUUUUAUACAAUGUGAUUCAUAGUGAGAAGUGAUGCUAUUAUACAAUGUGCUUCAAUACAUACAGAUUUACUUCUAUGUACUUGGUAUCUUUUUUAAUUUUAUUUUUAAUAACAUUUUCUAGAAUAGUAUAAUCAUUCCUUGAUCAAACUCAUAAUUACAGUGUUUAAUUGCUGGAAUGAUUUCUGUAAUGUCUGUAUAUUUCACAAACCUGUUUUUAAAGCAGAAUUGAUAACUGCAGAUAUAGAAUUUUGGUUUUCAAGUUUAUAAUAUACAGUACUUAUGUUACAAGAGAGAAUAUACAAAUUGUCAUGUGAUAUGGUAUGAAAUUUUCAACGUUACCACUUUUUUAAAAUGUGGAUACUCAGACAUUAAGUACAUAAGGAGCCAAAGAUGUCGCAUGAUAUAUUUUGUAAAUCUAGGAAGACUAUAUGGUCACAAUUUUUGUUACUCCCAGUAUACAUCAAUAUAUUUGUACAAAAUUGUUAAUGAAAUAAAAUUGAUAAUAUGA
Molecule: messenger RNA, 5405 nt
Organism: Ostrea edulis (European flat oyster)
Lineage: Eukaryota; Metazoa; Mollusca; Bivalvia; Ostreida; Ostreidae
Product: cytohesin-interacting protein-like
Exons: 7
Coding region: 159-1439 (426 amino acids)
Molecular function (GO): protein binding
Source: RefSeq, a predicted model, not a curated record